AAUGUAACGUUAAGGGGCGAGGGAGCGACCAGUCUCUAUAGGGUCCAGUUGGGAACCAGGCUUGUAGACGCUCCACCACGCGUGGCGCGCGUCUAGGAAACAACACACAAAGCGCGUGGCCUGGACAGCUUUUUAGUUAUUCGUUUUUUUGCAUCCGCUUGAUUUCUUAAAGUUUCCCUGAAGACAGGAGCUGAUGUACACCCCACUCUUGGCUCAGACUUCCCCCCGUGUGUUAAUGUGGUCGGGGGGGAAACUCCUUUAACGCCAAAUUUAGAAGACGUGAUUUGCUGGGAGGCGGAGGAGGAGAGGGAGGAGGAGGAGGAAGAGAGAUGUAUUUCCCGUCGGUCUCGGCGCGUCGCGCAGUCGGACUCGGACACUGGUGAUGCCUGGCGGCCGUGGUUCACCGCGCGGCACCUCAGGAAAACAGGGCGUCGGAGGACGGUGUUUAUGUCUGUAUCAUGGCCAACGGAACCGGCAAUAUUAUGCUGAAAUGUGUGGUUGUCGGGGACGGGGCGGUGGGGAAAACGUGUCUAUUGAUGAGCUAUGCCAAUGACGCCUUUCCCGAGGAGUAUGUUCCCACGGUGUUUGAUCAUUAUGCAGUGAGCGUCAAUGUUGGGGGAAAGCAGUACUUGUUGGGACUCUACGACACAGCUGGUCAGGAGGACUACGACCGGCUGCGGCCCCUGUCCUACCCCAUGACCGACGUCUUCCUCAUCUGCUUCUCGGUCGUCAACCCGGCCAGCUUCCAGAACGUCCGGGAGGAGUGGGUUCCUGAGCUCCAGGAGUACGCUCCCACCGUGCCCUACCUGCUCAUUGGCACACAGAUAGACCUCCGAGAUGAUCCCAAGACCAUUGCCAAACUAAAUGACAUGAAGGAGAAGCCCAUUGCAACUGAACAGGGACAGAAGCUCGCAAAGGAGAUCGGCGCGUGUUGCUACGUGGAGUGCUCAGCCUUGACGCAGAAGGGCCUAAAGACGGUGUUCGAUGAGGCCAUCAUCGCCAUCCUCACCCCCAAGAGGAAGAAGGGUGUGCUGAAGAGGAGGCUGGCCCCGCGCUGCAUCAACUGCUGCCUCAUCACCUGAUACCCAGAGGUUAGCCAACCGGAGCCCCACCGGCCCAUAGCCAACCAGAGGGACGAGAGCCGGCCAUGGACGAUGUGAACCAUCCACGGCAGAGUGAAACAUUUUUAAGGACAUGAAAUGACUGUUGAAGAUGUUGAGUGCCUUCUUUCUCACUCUCAAGAAGAAGAAUGAAUUGCCAUAACUCUGCUACCGUUUAGCACUGGGUUUGAAGUUUACAACCAAAGGAGCACUGAACACUUCUUAAAGACCUUGCUUAACCAACAGAUGUACCUUCUUUUAUUACCAUUUGUAACCCCAUUUUCCUGUGCAAAACCUAUUGUAGUCUCCAAAGUAGGACUUUCUACUCGUCGUGAGGAAUAACUCGCUUUUAAAGAACCCCUUGUGUUUCCCCGGGAUCUCAGACAACUCGAAGUAGAACAUAGAUUUGUUAAGGGUAAAGUUUCUCUACAUGAAGGAUCCUGGUCCUGAUAAAGUGCCAUUUUAACACUGGCCACCCACCCGCAAAGCAAAUAUCGUGACAGGGGUUGUUUUUCUGGUUGCCCCCAUUCCUGAAGGAAACCAGUAAGCGUUCUAACAUUUUCUAUUGGCCAUAGGAAUACUUUUGGGAUGACCUUUGAAUGACCUAUUUAGUCAUUUAGCAGAUGCUUUACUCCAAGCAACUUUACAGUUCAUUCUGACACGUCAUUAUAAGAGGCAGGUAGCAGUUAACAGAUGCCUACAAGAAGAUGGCAGAUAUUUGGGAUCGGACCCAGUCCCUUUCGGCUGGAAGUCGAACAGCCUUGCCACUAUGAUUCUUGAAGAAGAUGUGAAUGUAUGAACAGGGGGCGUUUCAAACUCAGUGAGAUAUUUGUUGUCAACAAAAGUAUAAAAAACCAGUGAUCAAGUGUGUUAUCUUACAGUUUAUUACUUUGAGUCCUUUUGUAAUCGUGUUGAUCAUGACAGAAUGUAGAGGGUUAGGAUGGCACUCUGCACACGCGCUUUACAUUGUGUGUGUGUGUGUGUAUGUGUGUGCGAAUGUGUGUGCAAUUAAUGACACGCAUUCCACAAACAAAAUGCGUGCUUUAAUGAAACAACCGACAUCAGGCACAGCAUUUCUUUUCUGUAUUGGUGAACUGUAUUGGUUUAACCUUGAUGAUGUCCAUGGAUCUACAAGAUCAGUCAUCCAAUCUAUAAACUUUUAAUGCAACAAAAAGUACUUAGAACUAGUUUUCCCCUUUUCAUUUUUGCUAGAAAAAGAUUUGAGAGAAUCUUUUUUGUUGAUAAAAGCUGCUGCGAAACUUGCAAUAUGCAAGUCAUGAUCCAAUGUCUAACACCCAAAAACAAAACAUAGCUUUUUACUUCUUAUCUGGUGCUCAAAAAGUAACACACACGCUUUCACCUGGUGGGGGCCAUGACCUGAUGCUGUAAAUCAAAUGCAAAUCAUCAAGCACACUGUGUUAAUUACAAAUGUAUGCGCACAUGCACGCACGCAGAAACACACACACACACACACACACACACACACACACACACACACACACACACACACACACACACACACACACACACACACACACACUUACAGACUUUAGUAGGGAGUUUAGAAGAGCACAGCCCACUGUCUUUCCAAGCACACUCAAUAGUUUCUACAACUCUGGCUUUCGCCAGUUUGGAAAACGUUUUCUAAAAAGUUGACUAUCGGGUCAACUUAAAAAAUGCCAGUCAAGUGUGAAUGAAGAUGAGUUGUUAACCAAAUCAUAAGCGUUGCCAACUUGUUAAGUCUUUAUGCAUCGGCCAUAGGCUUUGCUGCUUACUGUGUGACAUUUCAUAAUUGUGAUGAUGAAAAAGACAUUUGAAAAAAAGCUUUUAUGAGAAACAUUGAAACUGUAAUGUUGAGAGUGCUAAACCUCUCUGUCCCAGCCUGUGAUAUAUGCGGGUUCUUUCCUGAUAGUGUUUCGCAUAGGGAUUGCUGCCAUAUUGUUUUUUUUCUCUUUUCCUUCUGAUUAUGCGUUCUUGAGGUCCACCCUCAGGCCUAAGUGCUGCACAUGUCAAUGCAUUUCUCCUGUCGGGGCUGCCCUCUACUCUAUAAUAAAUGUGUUUAUUGUGUUAACAAA
Molecule: messenger RNA, 3175 nt
Organism: Gadus macrocephalus (Pacific cod)
Lineage: Eukaryota; Metazoa; Chordata; Actinopteri; Gadiformes; Gadidae
Product: rho-related GTP-binding protein RhoQ
Exons: 6
Coding region: 459-1082 (207 amino acids)
Biological process (GO): small GTPase-mediated signal transduction; cortical actin cytoskeleton organization
Molecular function (GO): GTP binding; GTPase activity
Source: RefSeq, a predicted model, not a curated record